Messenger RNA from Auanema sp. JU1783, 1575 nucleotides. Lineage: Eukaryota; Metazoa; Nematoda; Chromadorea; Rhabditida; Rhabditidae. The record is from the annotation of a GenBank genome assembly.
AUGAGGUUACUGGGUACCAUAUUUGUUAUUAUUUUACUAGUUUAUGUGGAAUCUAAUAGAUACGCUGAUCAAUUAUAUGAAGAUUUGCUUUAUUAUUACAAUAAGAAUGUUCGACCAGUUAAAAAUGCCAGUGAAAGUAUCAAGGUCAAGUUCGGAUCUUCGCUUAUUCGGAUCAUUGAUGUCGAUGAGGUUAACCAAGUACUCACAACCAACCUAUGGUUGGAAAUGCAGUGGUUCGAUUAUAAGCUGACUUGGGAUCCAAUCAAAUGGGGAGGAAUCCUCAAACUACACAUUCCAUCUGAUCAGAUAUGGAUACCUGAUAUCUUAUUAUAUAAUAAUGCUGAUGGAGAGCCUCACAUAACUAUUAUGAGUGAUGCUCUAGUAUAUCACAAUGGAUUGGUGGUUUGGAAACCUCCGAGUAUUUAUAAGAGCUUCUGUCCUAUCAAUAUUGAGUACUUUCCUUAUGACUCACAGUCUUGUACAUUAAAAUUUGGAGGUUGGAGUUACAAUGGAUUCUUGUUAGAUGUUCGUCAACUACCGACUCCAGGCUCUGAAAUAGUUAAUAAAAUGGAUAGCGAAGGCAAAGAAUAUCAAUAUCUUGAGAUGGGAAUGGACUUAUCCGGGUUUUACCAGAGUUUGGAAUGGGACUUAAUGGCGCUGACUUCCUUACGUCAUGAGCAACUCUAUCCAGGAUGUUGUGGACAAGAAUUCUACAUUGAUGUAAGCUUCGUGAUAGCUCUUCGGCGAAAGACACUUUUCUACACAGUCAACUUGGUUAUUCCUUGUAUGCUUAUCGCAAUUCUCACUACUUUUGUAUUCUAUAUUCCACCCAUUGAGCACAAAAUGACAUUCUCUAUUUCAAUUCUCGUUACAUUGACUGUGUUCUACUUGGUUUUGAUUGAGCUCAUACCUCCGACUUCUCUUGUUAUUCCACUGAUUGGAAAAUACCUCUUGUUCACUAUGUUCUUAGUAUCCGUUUCUAUUCUACUUUCUGUUGUUUCUUUGAAUUAUUAUCGACGUGAUGGUUCUGCUCAUCCCAUGCCCAAUUGGGUUUAUAUUGUUUUUAUCCAAACACUACCUCGAUAUCUAUGGAUAAAGCCAACCGAAGAAGAAGACAUCAGUGAUAAAGGAUCAAGCAUAAGUGAAAUUCCACAGUUCUUAGAUUCCUCCAGAAGACCUUCUCCAUUCUUUCUAGCUGUUCCUCCUCAAAUACAAAAUGGCCAAAUGAGAUUAUCGCAAUUAGCUCAGUUACGAGGAAUGCAUCCUGAUUUAAUCAGAAGGAUGAUUGAUAACAUAGGCUUCAUAGCUGAUCAUUUCCGUGCAAUCAAGAAAGAGGACAAAAUAUCAUCCGAUUGGUCUUAUGUAGCAAAUGUGAUUGAUCGACUUGUUUUAAUUGUUUUUUUGGCUGUUAAUGUCAUCGGAACUAUCCUUAUCGUUUGGAAUUCUCCAGUGUUCUUCGACGAUCGAAUGCCAAUUACAAUCGGUCCCGUCAGUCGACCGUUAUCCGGAGAUACGUUUGAAUCAAAAUUCAGUGACAACUUCACAAUGGAAAAUUGGUGGAUGAACACGACUUAG